AAUUUUCAGGUGUGAAUCCAGGUGAUCUCAUUGAUAAAUAUGUUCUCGCGUUGAUCCGCGAUAUCGAUUGCAGGUCACACCGACUGACUGAAGCUCUCGUGAAUGAAUAUACCAGGUUUGGCGUGGAGACAAUGAACUUACUAUAAAAUUGUUUCAUAUUUAUACGGUUGGGUUUAUGUUUACCGUAGGGGUGGCAGGUGCUGUUUGGUGUGUUGUGGUAUUAAUGACCCUGAACUCCCCCUAUGUAAUACUACGGUAUACAGCACCGGUACGAAUACACACCUACUAUACCGUCCUCCAAUGGUAUCGUCGGGCGCUGUGAUCACAAUAUAUACAGAGAGCAUGGGUGUAUAUCUACAGCAACAGUUAGCUUUAAGUUCUACCGGAUUGUCGGAGUGGUGCACACAAUGUGCUUAUACCUACAGGAUCCAUCAAUGAAAGUCUUACAACCUAAAAUUACCGGUCAGGAUGUGUAUAUACUGUCUUACAUUGGAAAUAUAUUACCGGUAGAGGGGCACGUGUGUGUUUGUGCGCGUGAGUGCUAAGUGUCGUGAUUUGUUUAGAUUUGUGACAGAUACGGAGGCUGAGAAUGUUGUCUCCCUCAUCCCAGCGCUCGUUUGAAUUGUUGGUGCUAUCGUUACUAUGUCUAGCAAGUGUAACUUGGACUAGACAGCCCUAUACAUUCCGGGACACCAAACAAGCGGAAUUCGUUCAAGGAUUAGAAAAGUAUGACUUCGCAAUUCCAUCCAGGGUGACGCCCGAGGGCACCCACAUAACUCAUUCCUUACACCCAAAUAUACGGCGGAGGAAGAGGAGUACAGAACAGGAGUUUUCUCAAGAGGAGACACCUGGCCACACGGUGCAUUAUAAAGUGAAUGUAGAAAAUAAACCUAUUUAUUUAAAAGUAAAACCUAAUUUUAAAUUAUAUCUUCCGUCCCUAGUUGUUGAAAGACGAAAAAGUGCGUUUGGGAAUGUGACGGAUUCUGUGUUUACCGGUGUCGCUCCUGAUGAGAAACAUUGUCAUUUCAUUGGAGAGAUUCUUGGCGAAACGUCAUCCACGGUAGCGCUGGAAGUUUGUAAUGGGCUGACAGGGUUACUGCGGACCAGUACUGGGACCUACUUUAUAGAACCAGUGAAAGGACAUCCUGAACUGGACAGCGGCCAUCCCCAUAUUGUGUAUCAACACUCAUCCCUACCGUCUAACAUCGGCCUUCAUAACCUACACAACUCACCCGACCAAAACUCUGCGUGUAAUGUUGAAGGUGAGGACAUUGGCCAUAAUGGACCAUCAGAAGAAGACAAAGAAAGCUAUGACCGAGCCGCAGAGAAUCGCCGCCGCCACACCCACAGUCGCAGGAAGCGCUCCAUCUCUAUCGAACGGCACAUCGAGGCCAUGGUGGUGGUGGACCCCGCCAUGGUGGACUACUACAAGAAUGAGGACGUGAAAACCUAUGUCCUCACCAUCAUGAACAUGGUGGCCACUCUCUUCCACGAAGCUUCUAUAGGGAACGCCCUCAACCUUGUUGUUGUCCGACUGGUGCUGCUCGAGGACCCACAGGAAGAACUGAGGCUUACCCACCAUGCUGAUAAAUCAUUGAGGAGUUUUUGUAAGUGGCAGAAAAAUAUCAACUUUAAAGACGACGACCAUCCCAACCAUCACGAUGUAGCCAUACUUCUGACAAGAAUCAACAUCUGUUCCCGUAUGAAUGAGCCAUGCAGUACACUGGGGCUGGCACAGGUUCCAGGGAUCUGUCUCCCACACAAGUCCUGUAACAUCAAUGAGGACACAGGACUCCCCCUGGCCUAUACUGUAGCUCACGAGCUAGGGCACCACUUUGGGAUGACCCAUGACAGUGUUCGGAAUGGCUGUGAGAUGAAGGACGGAGAGGAGUUCUUUUACGUGAUGGCUGCCCAACUGUUGGCCGUCAAUGUUCCUAUGAAGUGGUCAAGUUGUAGCAGGACAGCCAUCACCAAGUUUAUUGAUCGUGGCUGGGCGUACUGUUUGGAUGAUGAGCCUGCCGAAUUUCACCAUAAGGAAUUCCAGUACCCGAUUAUCCCCCCUGGUACCAUGUACGAUGCGGACCACCAGUGUCGUCUUGUUUACGGACCUGACGCCAUUCUCUGUGAGGGUGUGCAGGAGGAGAUGUGUAGUACGUUGUGGUGUCGUUACAAGAAUAAGUGUACCACCAAACUAGAGGCUGCAGCAGAGGGAACCGUAUGUGGGCAGAACAAGUGGUGUUUCAAUGGUGACUGUGUGGAGAUCGGUGAGCGCCCCCUGGCCAUUAACGGUAACUGGGGAGAGUGGAGUAGCUGGGCGGAAUGCAGUCGUUCAUGUGGGGCCGGGGUCUCUACAGUGGAGAGACACUGUGAAAACCCUCCACCAUCCAAUGGUGGAAAAUACUGUAUAGGGGAGAGAAAGCGGUACAGGAUCUGUAACACUGAUCCAUGUCCAGAAAAUACCCCUAACUUUAUAACAGUGCAGUGCCAAGAGUUCAACUACAUUCCGUACCGAAACAAGCUUUACCAAUGGGAGCCAGUGGAAAUGGAUGCAAAUGAUGCUCCGUGCCAGCUACACUGUAAGCCCAAGAACCGCUUCUUCUCCGUACUGCUGUCUGACAUGGUGGCUGAUGGGACACCCUGCUCACCAGGCAAACGCAACAUGUGUAUCAGUGGCCGAUGUCGGCAUGUGAGCUGUGACUGGCAGAUAGACUCCGCUGCGAGGGAGGACCGAUGUGGGGUUUGUCACGGGGACGGCUCAACCUGCGAAACUGUAAAGGACCAAUAUAACGAAACUCAGGGAUUAGGCUAUGUAGAAGCAACUGUGAUACCACGGGAGGCGAGGAACAUCCGGAUAGAGGAGGUGGCGGGGGCCAAUAACUACCUCGCCAUGCGGGACAACAAGGGCAAGUACCUGCUCAACGGGCACUGGUUCAUACAGUGGAGUGGGGACUACGAGAUGGCUGGUACCAUUGUCCACUACGAACGGGAAGGCAACAAGGAGAAGGUGGAGGCCGUUGGACCGCUCAAAGAACCCAUACAUGUCAUGCUCCUUCUCCAGUCACGUAACCCCGGUGUGAUAUUUGAGUACACGGUUCCUCGGGAGAACAUCACGGAGACGAGGGAGUCCGAGUUCAGAUGGAAGUAUAUGGACUGGACACAUUGUACAUCAUCCUGUGGGGGUGGAAGCCAGAGGUCACAGGUCGUGUGUGAGGAGCUGGAGGCAGGACUUGUGGAGGACCACUACUGUAACAGUUCCAGCAAACCUGAUGAUAAACAACGAGCCUGUAACCUACACCUGUGUCCUGCUAAAUGGUGGGCUGGUGCAUGGCAGCAUUGCUCCCUCUCUUGUGGUAAGAAUGGAGUACACCGCCGGACUGUGAUCUGUGUACGGAACUUAGGACUGGAUGAACAGAUCGCCCUGGAGGACAAAAACUGUAUGGAUCAGGAGAAGCCGACGGAGAUAGAACCAUGUCACCACAAGGACCCGUGUCCUGGUACCUCCAACUGGAUCAUCGGCGAAUGGUCACAGUGUCAUGGUAACCCUUGUGAGAAGCAACAUCGGUCUGUGUUGUGUGAAGAUCCGGAGAUUGGCUGUGAUGACUCCAUCAAACCCAGUCUGGAACAAUCCUGUACAAACAUAACAUGUGGAGUCUGGAGAACAGAACCCUGGUCUGAGUGUACACGGACAUGUGGAGGAGGAAUGAAGUCUAGACAGGUCCAUUGUAUCGGGGGAUCUAUGUGUAAUGUAGACGAGGAACCAUCCAUAAACAUGCUUUGUAACAACAUAGAUUGUCCAAUCACAACGACUGUUACAACAACAACAACCACCACGCCUGCCCCGACUACCACUACCACUACAACAAUGCGUGUCCCGACUACCACUUCCACAACAAUGACGUCUGCCCCGACUACCACUACCAUGACAACCACCCCUGCUCCAACUACUACACCAACCACUGCAGCCACCACAAGCCUCCCGACGGCUGCUCCAGAAACCCCCGUCCCCGCCACUAGUAGAGCUAGGGUGCCAACAUCAACUCCCAGUAUAGCCAGAGAUCUGCCUCUCCAAGUGGAGGAUGAAGGGACCCUUAGUGUUUUACCAUCUGACUCCAAUAGACAGGAAGGGGAGAAGUCUGUGGAACCUCCCCUCCAGGCAGGAGACAGUCCCUCUCCCUUCCAGAAUGAAGCCGUCAACACAGGAGUUGAUGUCAAUAUACACAUAUCCAGAUCCUCACAUCGAGACGGAGAUAAUGGUGAAGAUGUCAAUGUAAAGAAAAAAGAGGGGAACCGUGUGAUGGAGGGAGGGAUAGAGGAAGAUGAGGAGGACAAUGAUAUCAGUGAUGAUGAUGAGGGUUAUAAAACUCAACCAGAGUCAUUAGAAGAUCAGCCAAUGAAAGAGUCUGAAACAAAAACCCCAUCUAGUGAAAAUAAACCAAUCAACAAUCCUGUAACAGAUGAUAGGUCAAAUCCUGAAAAUGAUGGUGACUCUGGAACCGACAGACAUGAAAUACCACAGCCAAAAGAAAGUACACCUACACAGGAACGUCGUCCACCACCACCACUACAAGGCAGAAAAACAUUCCCUAGAACUGUAGAAACUCCUGACAAAGUUGUAGAAAAUUUACUGGAUUCAGAUGUACCAGAAAGUGCUCCAAAAUCACCGUCACGGGGGCAUAGACCAAGGUCGAGCUCUGGGGAGAAGAGAAUGAUGCCUCGACUACCAACAAGGGGAACAGGGAGGGGUGUGGGGGAAAAGAUGGCCGUCCGCCCUCUGCCCGACAGACCUAUGAUAAAGCCAGGACACAUGCCCAAGGUCCAUAGUGCAGGUUACGAGUGGAAAUCAGCUAACUGGACAGAGUGUUCACGAAUGUGUGGAGCGGGAAUACAGACCAGAACCAUCUUCUGUGUCGACAAGGCCAGUGGAGAGACUGUAGCCAACAGUCGAUGUGAGAUCCGACACAAACCGAACGCCAUUGACCGCUGCAAUGUCCACGCCUGCUCCGAGUGGGAGAGUAGUGGUGAUUGGAGCUCAUGUUCCGCUACAUGUGGUCUGUCAACAAAGAUGAGGCUGGUGACAUGUCCGAGGGGCCAGGUGUGUGACCCUGACCAAAAACCUGCGGAAACUAUGUCGUGCGACCUUCCUGCAUGUCUGGCUUGGGUUCAUGGCCAGUGGAGUAGGUGUUCCAAGACGUGUGCCGGUGGAGAACAGGUGCGACUCGUCCAGUGCGUCAACAUCACCUCACAGCAGAGGGGUGUCGGCUGUCCCACCCACACCAAACCUGAGGAGAGGCAGCAGUGCAAUAUAGAUCCCUGUCCAGAGAAUAACCAUGCUUUGAACAGACAUCGUUGUACCAGAGACAAGAUGAGCAACCAGAUUUGUCGCGCUCUGCGGAGAAUGAACCAGUGCUCCAAACUGUAUGUCCGUGUCAAGUGUUGUCUAACCUGUAAUGUACGGCAGUGGAGACAACGUCACAACCAGCGGCGCACUGCUAGGUAAAACCAUAGCAACACGCUCCUUAUUGGGGCUGUUUCUACAUGUUGACCUUGGAAAAAUUCCAUUUGGAAUGAGAAAGGCGAGGGAGAAAUUUUCCUGAACAUGAUGUAACUUCAAGGAAUUGUGAUUUGUGCUAAAUUUCAAGAUGAUAUGCUGAAUUUCUCCCGACAGACAAUGCAGUCAAUAAAUCAAAGACACUUAAGUGUCUGUGUGGAGACAAAGAAUGAAAGGCAAUAUUCAAACAUGCACUGAUCUUUACACAAAGUGAACUCCAUGGUGAUGCAGGGGAGACAACUGGUGUUAAAAAUAAUAGAUGUGUGUGUCAUGUGAUUAGAGAUAUUGUGUCAUGUGACCAGAUAUGAUAUGUCAUGUGAUCAGAGAUAUUGUAUCAUGUGACUAGAGAUGGUAUGUCAUGUGAUCAGAGAAGGUCCGACAGGUGUUACAUGUGGCAAAAUAUGAAGAAGAUUGAACUGUGCCUCUAGCUGCAUGCAGCUGUAUGUUUGAAAGUCUGGUGAGAUGUAUUAGGAUAACAGAUGUGUUCAGGACUUAUUCCUAACUCAUUGUCUCUGACGCUGUCCCAACAACACCGACUUGCGCUGUCCUACCCUGUCCAGAGUCGCACAAGUGAGAGUCCAAUGUGGAUUUGUCUGUGAUCUUAUAAGAACCUAGCUGCUACAUAAACCUUAAGCCACUUGUGUCUGGUAUAUAUUGACCUUUUCAGAUCUUGGUCCAGCAGGACCUAUCAGACGGAUUCUCCACGUACUAACUGAGAUCUCGGUCCAGCAGUUCUAUAAGACUGAUUCUACACGUACUUACUGAGAUCUCGGUCCAGCAGUUCCUAUAAGACUGAUUAUACACGUACUUACUGAGAUCUCGGUCCAGCAGUUCCUAUAAGACUGAUUCUACACGUACUUACUGAGAUCUCGGUCCAGCAGUUCCUAUCAGACGUGUAAAACUGUCUACUGUUUUCAUGUAACUACCAACUGGUGUGAUGACUAUAACAUAUUGGCCGAAUUACGUGUGUGAUUUUAUAGUAAUAAACAUUGAUGGCUGUAGAUGUAUUGACAUGUACUUGAUGGAGACUUGCUUAGUACUGCAAUGGUGACAACCUGUUGCUGUACACAUUAAGUCAUAUACAAGGUGCUGUGUUGGACUGGAAUGUGAUAAAGAUGUACUAUAGUCUGUUAGGUGUAGAACGAUAUAUUAGAUACCCACUGAUCAAUGACCUAUUACGUUAUGUAUGUGUACCCCAGGUCAGGGUGUUACACCUGCUGUGUCACUUGUUGAGGUUUUCCCACUAUAUAUAUAUAUAACAGAUUUAAUAAUUUGUUACUUGAGCUGCAUAGGGAUCUCUGUACAUACUAGAUUGUCUGAUGUUAUUGUAUGUCUAGAUUUUAUACACAUGUAUAGCAUCUUAACUUGGUACAUUAUUAUCAAAGAAGGAUAGCUUUUAUUAUUGAAUAAUAUAUGUAAAAUAUAUAUGUAACCAUGUUGAUUUGUCAGAUGCACUUGGUCAAAUUAACAUAUUUAUUUAUCGUUCUUAUGUGACAAUCUGUGAAGUUUGGUUGUUAAUGAAUAUUGAGAAAAUCUUCUCUUCACUCGAAGAAACUUGUUUUUAUGAUUUCUUUUAAUAUGUGUAAAAUAAUGAAUCUUUUAAUGAAGGGAGAGAAAGAUAUAAUGAUGUAAAAUUUGUUGUGUACUCAUUGCUGUAAGUUUGUUUUGGGAGUCCUUGGUCAGUAUUUUCUUCAUUAUUUCCCCAUUAAUAUAUUUAUACUGUAUAACUGUAAUACUAUAGACAAGUCCAGCAAUCCUUUGUUUCUUAUGUCCUUUGUUAAAUUACCUGUAUUCUGUUUAUCUAUUCUGAAGAACUGUGUUAUUUAUUCUAAUACAUAAACACCUUAACAUAGACAGUCCCAGCACUCUGUGUAGAAUAUCUCCCAAACUGAUGAGUUUCAAUUAUAUUGAUAUUUUUCUGGCAUUGCUUGCUUUGGCCAUCUACCAAAGCAACAAGUUUUAAUAUACAAAAGAAUUAUAUUUAUUAUGACGAUUUUCUUCUCCACAAAACAAAAACUGUCACUAAAGCAAUUUGAUUGCCGGAUCUUUCAAUUGUAAAGCAGGGAGCUCUUCCACAGCGCUUCCCUUAAUAAUAUAUAAUAUGCUCAUACUUUUCUGCAACAUUACUGGGACUAAUACUUUCAUAAUAUUCCAACUCUCUAAAAGGAUUCAAACCUAAUAACUUGUAUGAAUACUGUGGAAAUAUCAUAAUUUUAACAAGGAAAUAUGUAUUCAGGUUCUGUGUACAGUAAGUAUAUAUUCAGGGUCUAGAGUGUACAGUAAGUAUGUAUUCAGGGUCUAGAGUGUACAGUAAGAAGUGGUGGACCUCCUCUGUAUGUUUAAAAGCUAGAAAAUAAUACCGUAAAAACCCAUGUAAUUUGCGCACCUGUGUAAUUUGCGCACCUGUGUAAUUUGCGCAGGUACUUUUUGAGG
Molecule: messenger RNA, 7981 nt
Organism: Mizuhopecten yessoensis (Yesso scallop)
Lineage: Eukaryota; Metazoa; Mollusca; Bivalvia; Pectinida; Pectinidae
Product: A disintegrin and metalloproteinase with thrombospondin motifs 7-like
Exons: 25
Coding region: 590-5497 (1635 amino acids)
Biological process (GO): extracellular matrix organization; proteolysis
Cellular component (GO): extracellular matrix
Molecular function (GO): metalloendopeptidase activity
Source: RefSeq, a predicted model, not a curated record